AUGAAAAGCAUCACAGCUUUUACAGCGUUGGUGGCUGCAGUCAAUGCGCAUAUGUUUCUCAGAGAACCCCUGGCUGCAACACCAGCGCCAGACUCCAGUCCAAUAGCCUCGAGUGGAGCAGAUUAUCCUUGUCGAGGAGUUUCGGAUGUCAGCGCUGGGCCUCCAAACAGUCCAGUACCAAUCGGUGGCACUUUUCAGUUGAAACUUCGCGGCAGUGCUACCCAUGGAGGUGGUUCUUGCCAGGUCAGUCUGGCCAAGGGGUGGAAGAACAUCAACAAAGACACCAAAUUCAAAGUCAUCCAUUCGAUACAGGGAGGUUGUCCUGCGUCCGAUCCACUCAACGACAACAUCAGUACAGACGGGGUAAAAGGUCCAAAGAAUCUGGUUGGCGUUCACGAGUAUGGCGUUACAGUCCCGGACCAUCCAGACCUACCACCAGGAGAGUACACCAUGGCGUGGACCUGGCACAAUAGGAUUGGCAACCGAGAGAUGUACAUGAACUGCGCGCAAUUCACGAUUGCAGCAGGCGGUAGUGCUGCUGGUGGUAGUGCUGCUGGUGGUAGUGCCGCCGGUGGCAAUGCAACAAUCGUAGAAUCAUCGAGUGGCGCGACUGGCAAACGUGCAUCACAAAAUCCUCUACCUGAUCUCUUCAAGGCCAACAUCGGGAAUGGUUGCAGUGUCGACCAUGGUGGAGAUGUUGAGUAUCCAUGGCCAGGUGAUUCACUAGAGAUAGGGCCAAAAGCCAAGCUCAUUGAUCCAGCUGGUGGUGCAGCUUGUGGUUCAACCAUUCCUGCAGCAUCGAGUCCAACCAAGACACCAGUUGUUUGUAGCACAGGUUACGACGUCUUGAACGAUGCCACGGUUGGUGGUGGAUCAGGUACCGCUGCCACGUCUGCAGCAGGUGCUGCGGGCGCCGGUGUUGCAGCUGGGUCUGUUGCCACAUCCGCUGCUAUUGGCCUGGCGACCCAAGCAGCCUCGAGCGCCUCAGCUGUUGCAUCUGCUAUUCCCACAGUGGCUAAUGGCUCUGUCCCAUUACCAGGUAAAGCGGCUUCGGGAGCUGGUGCAUGUACAGCAGGAUGGUGGUCUUGUGCAGAGGAUAGUGGCUCAUUCCAGCGAUGUGUCCAUGGAGCUUGGUCAGUCGAUACACCGAUGGCUGCGGGCACCAAAUGUGUUCCGGGCGUUAGUGCAGAGCUUGCCUAUGCCUAA
This is a messenger RNA of Lithohypha guttulata, 1206 nucleotides long. RefSeq lists its product as uncharacterized. Bases 1 to 1206 code for a protein of 401 amino acids. Lineage: Eukaryota; Fungi; Ascomycota; Eurotiomycetes; Chaetothyriales; Trichomeriaceae. The record is from RefSeq and is a predicted model, not a curated record. The transcript has a single exon.